AUGCUGCAAGAUCAGCCAGCUGCGGCAGAACCUGUGGAGGACCACACGGCAGGGCAACCAGGCUGUGGUGAGAAGGCAAGAGAGGAUGUGCCGGGGCCGCAAGACGCAUCUGCGCCGGAGCCUUCCAGCGUUGAGAGGCCAAUGCUGCAAGAUCAGCCAGCUGCGGCAGAACCUGUGGAGGACCACACGGCAGGGCAAGAUCAGCCAGCAGCAGCAGAACAUGUGGAGGACCACACGGCAGGGCAGCCAGGCUUUGACGAGAAGCCACGAGCGGAUGUGCCGCAAGACGCAUCUGCGCCGGAGCCUUCCAGCGUUGAGAGGCAAGAUCAGCCAGCUGCGGCAGAACCUGUGGAGGACCACACGGCAGGGCAACCAGGCUGUGGUGAGAAGGCAAGAGAGGAUGUGCCGGGGCCGCAAGAUGCAUCUGCACUGGAGCAAGAUCAGCCAGCAGCAGCAGAACAUGUGGAGGACCACACGGCAGGGCAGCCAGGCUUUGACCAGAAGCCAAGAGUGGAUGUGCCGCAAGACGCAUCUGCGCCGGAGCCUUCCAGCGUUGAGAGGCCAAUGCUGCAAGAUCAGCCAGCUGCGGCAGAACCUGUGGAGGACCACACGGCAGGGCAACCAGGCUGUGGUGAGAAGGCAAGAGAGGAUGUGCCGGGGCCGCAAGAUGCAUCUGCACUGGAGCAAGAUCAGCCAGCAGCAGCAGAACAUGUGGAGGACCACACGGCAGGGCAGCCAGGCUUUGACGAGAAGCCAAGAGUGGAUGUGCCGCAAGACGCAUCUGCGCCGGAGCCUUCCAGCGUUGAGAGGCCAAUGCUGCCGGCGACACUGACUCCGACUCGGCUGCAAGAGGCCGUUGGGACGCCUCCGGCCACCGACUACACGCGCGCUCAGGGCAAGGCCCGGCGACCAAGAGCCGGGCACAGCCUGGCGGCGCUGCGCUGCGCGCUGCAGUGCCUCGACUGCACGGACGCCUGGGCUUUGGACUCGGCUUUGGCUCAGCUCGAGGCUGCGGCCGCGCUGAGCGCCGCCCUCUGCGGCCCGCAAGAGGCAGAUGUGGAGUUGACCUUGCUGGAGGCUGCCAAGGAGCAGGUACGGCUCAUUACCUCUGUCCCAGAGGGCUUGCUCACCGAUAUCUCCGAGUCAGGACUACGCCGGGGUGCGAGGAGCCUGCGCGCGCGCGGCCGCCUCGCGCGGUGGCGGGAGAGGGCCUCGGGCGAGGUGGAGGAGGAGCAGGAGGAAGGGCAUGGCCAGGUCAGCGCGGCAAAUCUGGAGUUGCAGCACCUGAAGUCCAUGCACGAGACCCUGCAGAAAGAACACGAUGGACUCAAACAGCAACACCAGGAGCUGGUUGCACAACUCGCUCAAGAGGAGAUUCCGGAAGGGAGGCUGCCUCCUGCUCCGGAAGACCCGGCGUCGCUGGAGCAGCCAGAGCCGACGGCAGACCUGCCGGAGCUGUCUCCGGAACCACCAGAAGAGCCAGAGGAACUGCAGCCGCCGGCAGCACCGGCGGCGCCCACGGAACCCGCGGCAGGCGACCCGCCGCCACCUCCGAGGAAGCUGCUGCAGCCGACCCCGAACUCGGACGCCACUCCCAGGUGGGGCUGGUGGCGCAACAGCCGCGUCGCCCCGGAGCCACGCGGCGAAGGCAUCACCCGUCACGUGGUGCGCUUCAAAGACGGCGUGCAGCUCGGGCCGCCCCGCUUGGAGAGGGUUUGGGCGGGUGCGGGCGCAGCGCACGCGGGCUACGCGGCUGCCACGCCCCCAGCUGCCCCGCCAGCACCAGCUCCAGCAACGCCCGCCUACGGGGAUCUGAGCCGCACUGGACUACCGGAUGCGUGGCAGCUCCACCAAGUCUGGGAGCGGCUGAGUACGCCGGCCGUGGUGCCUGCUAGCAUCCCAGGCUGUGCACACCUCAGAUAUGGUACUGCCGGGGAGGCCUGCCAGGACUUGCGGCUGGCCGGUGGAGCAGGCGCGCCCAUUGUGGUGGUGGCCGUCUCCUCGCAAGGCCUCGCGCGCCAGGCUGGGGUGCUGCCAGGAUUUCAGCUCAUGGCCUUGAACGGGCACGACCUCAAAAUGGGGCAGCUGGCGCUCCACGGGGAGGAGCUGCUGCCUUCACUGGCGCGCGCGUCCUUGGGGCAGACGAGGCUGGACUUCAUGGACCCCGCGCCGCAAUCGCACGGCCUCCCCAGCCUGGGAGAGAAGCUCGCGCGUUUGCCUCUCUUCAGUCCGGCUAUUCGUGCAUGA
Messenger RNA from Symbiodinium natans, 2247 nucleotides. Lineage: Eukaryota; Dinophyceae; Suessiales; Symbiodiniaceae. The record is from the annotation of a GenBank genome assembly.